Messenger RNA from Trichoplusia ni (cabbage looper), 998 nucleotides. RefSeq lists its product as uncharacterized. Bases 228 to 863 code for a protein of 211 amino acids. Gene Ontology annotation, cellular component: synaptonemal complex. The record is from RefSeq and is a predicted model, not a curated record. NCBI's taxonomy places the organism in Eukaryota, Metazoa, Arthropoda, Insecta, Lepidoptera, Noctuidae. The transcript has 3 exons. Gene Ontology annotation, biological process: meiotic cell cycle; spermatid development.
AUAAGCCUCUUUAAUUUAACUUGUCUUUAACACACUGUCACAAUAAAAGUUUGUCCAAAUUUACGAUGUUUAAAAAAAAAAUUACUUUAGAAUACAUAUUCUUUAAUUAAACUUUAACGCGGCAAAAAAUAGCGGGAAUUAUACUCGUUUUUCGGCUGCCCGUCGGUUGUGGAGUGAGUGUACUAUUAAAUUUAAUUCACAUAACUCUUUGCACGCUAUUUGUAAAAAUGGCAUCAAAGAAAUUAAGCAAAGCAAAGUUUUUAUCCGAAGAUUUAAACGAAUUGCUAAAUGAGUCUCAAUUUUUAAAAGACUCUCCUACUCCAAAAAAAGGUGCAAAAAGGCAAAGAAAUGAUUUGACUGAAGAAGAAGGUAUUGCCAAACUAAUUGGUCACUAUCAAAGUAAUUCUAAAAAAAAGAAACUAGAAGUGAAUGUAGAAGCUUGUAAAGAAUCACGCCAGAAAAUAUUAGAUGUUAUGAGCCAUCAAUUAGAUACAAGAAAAGAAAGAAGCGACAACCUUCUAAAAAGUUUGUCUGAAGUUAUGACUCAGUUGGAAGCAGACUGUAAUGCCAUGAAAGACAAUGAAAAAAAAUUAGAACAUUUAACAGGAGCUGUUGUUAAGUGCAUGCAGCAAGCUACAACAGCUCAUAAACAAAAACUUAAAGCCUUAAAGGAUAUUCACAAUUCCUUCAAAAAACAGUGUGAAGAAAUGGAGGCGGAUCACAAAGCUGAAACUGACAAACUAGCAGAAGAAUUGGAAGAUGAUAUUAAGAAAUUGCAACAGAAAUUGAUAUCUGAAACAAAAAGAAGUGGUUGGGAAAAUCUUCGCAGGACCAUUUUUCAUGCUAUGCAAAAUGAUUUUUAAUGCUUUUUCAACUUAUUUUUUAUAAAUUACUAUUUUCCUAGAGUUUAAAUUUAAGCACAUAAUGUAUUUUGGUACAACAAAAACUUGUAGUUAAUAAGGUCCAAAUGCUGAAAAAUAAAUGGAUUGCCUACAGAA